This is a messenger RNA of Cuscuta campestris, 1030 nucleotides long. The record is from the annotation of a GenBank genome assembly. NCBI's taxonomy places the organism in Eukaryota, Viridiplantae, Streptophyta, Magnoliopsida, Solanales, Convolvulaceae.
CGGAGGGAGGGAUGGAAAGUCCCUCCAGAGUCAGUUUUCCAAAAUUCUAGGGUACCUGUGAGUAUGUUUUGAAAACUAAGGGUACCUAGUAGUUCUUAUCCCAAAAUAUAGGGUACCCAUGAGUGAUUUUCUGUUUUUUCGUGGCUCGAUUUCAAAAAUUUAAUAAAAGAAGAAGGCGAAGAACUAAGGAACUAAAACGGUGCCCUAGAUUUUCAGGGUAUUAAACGGAAAGCCAGUCUUAGAAGGUAUAAAUGGGUGUAUAAGGUUUGUGGCGGCACCCGGUCAUGAAGUUCACGGAGAGCCCAUCAAGCCACCCAACGUUUAUUCGAGUGAUGGCCCAAAAUGUGGCUACCGUGGGCCCAAUGUCGAUCCACAACAUAAUUCAAACUGGAGGAAGAUUGCUGGUCCUUUCAUCUCGGUCUGGCUCCACAAUGUACCCUGGGGUGCCGAACGUACUAUGGCUUCACCUAAUGCCAAUUUUUCAGACGGCUGUUUGGACUUGGUUCUGAUUAAGGAUUGCCUGAAGUUAGCGCUGCUAUCGUUGUUGUCUGAAUUAAAUAAUGGAGGCCAUGUCAAAUCCCCACACAUGUUGUACAUCAAGGUGAAGGCAUUUGUUUUGGAGCCCGGUUCAAUAGCGGAGGAUCCAUCCAAGGAAGGGAUCAUUGACGUGGACGGUGAGGUCAUUACUAGAGGUAGAAGAACUUACAAAUGGGAGGGGAAAACCUUAAUGGCUUAUGACAGGCUUCAUAUUGGUGUAGACCAAGGGCUGGCUACUAUCUUUUCUCCUAUUUAGGGUCAUUUUUUUGUUAGUGGGUUUUAUUUUAUUUCCUUUCAAAAAUGUGUGUUUUGAACUUAUGUGAAUCAUCCCUCUUAUACCCAAAAAGAAUGCAUACAAAUGGAUAUCAUAGUCUACUAUGCAAAAACCUUACUUGAAUAGGAUGUGAAGGACUAUAAUCCAAAGAAUUAUGAGACAAUAUUUGAGUAGUAAAUCAUUCUCCCUCCCCACUUGAAAUAAUUUUCUCAUUUUGGA